UCGACCUGGCGGAUUCGACAUACCACUCCCAUCCUCCUGCCGUUCCGCCUCCUGGACGACUACGCCACCCACGUCUCCAGCAAGGACGGAGGAUCCAGCAUCUCCAAGUAUGUCCGCAGCUUCACUUUGAAGUUCGACGUCAGGGAGACCAAGGACCACUACGAGCUCCACGGCGAACUACCAGGCAUCGACCAGAAGAACAUCAACAUCGAGUUCUCGGACGCGCAGACUCUCACCAUCAAGGGCCGCACUGAACACCACCGCGAAGAAGGCACCCCUCCGGCUAGCCUCAUCGAAGGUGAAGGUGCCAACUCUGGAUGA
Zymoseptoria tritici IPO323 is the source of this 321-nucleotide messenger RNA. RefSeq lists its product as uncharacterized. The annotation marks the transcript as partial. The transcript has a single exon. Lineage: Eukaryota; Fungi; Ascomycota; Dothideomycetes; Mycosphaerellales; Mycosphaerellaceae. The record is from RefSeq and is a predicted model, not a curated record.